Molecule: messenger RNA, 489 nt
Organism: Podospora anserina S mat+
Lineage: Eukaryota; Fungi; Ascomycota; Sordariomycetes; Sordariales; Podosporaceae
Exons: 5
Coding region: 1-489 (162 amino acids)
Biological process (GO): proton transmembrane transport
Cellular component (GO): proton-transporting V-type ATPase, V0 domain
Molecular function (GO): proton-transporting ATPase activity, rotational mechanism
Source: RefSeq, a predicted model, not a curated record
AUGUCGGAUCUCUGCCCCGUCUACGCGCCCUUCUUCGGUGCCAUGGGCUGCACUGCGGCCAUUGUCUUCACCUGCCUGGGUGCCUCGUACGGUACCGCAAAGUCCGGUGUCGGUAUCGCCGCCAUGGGUGUUCUCCGUCCUGAUCUCAUCGUCAAGAACAUUGUUCCCGUCAUCAUGGCUGGUAUCAUUGGUAUCUACGGUCUCGUCGUGUCUGUCUUGAUUUCCGAUGCUCUCACACAAGACUCCUACGCUCUCUACACCGGUUUCGUACAGCUCGGCGCUGGUCUCUCUGUCGGUCUCGCCGGCAUGGCUGCUGGUUUCGCUAUCGGUAUCGUUGGUGACGCAGGUGUCCGCGGUACUGCUCAACAACCGAGACUGUUCGUCGGCAUGAUUCUCAUUCUCAUUUUCGCUGAAGUCUUGGGUCUGUACGGCUUGAUUGUUGCUCUUCUCAUGAACUCGAAGGCCACCAUCAACACUGUCUGCGCCUGA